Messenger RNA from Diachasma alloeum, 2142 nucleotides. RefSeq lists its product as uncharacterized. NCBI's taxonomy places the organism in Eukaryota, Metazoa, Arthropoda, Insecta, Hymenoptera, Braconidae. The record is from RefSeq and is a predicted model, not a curated record. The transcript is spliced from 7 exons. Bases 1 to 2016 code for a protein of 671 amino acids.
AUGCUUGUAAGAAGUUCGUCGUCCCGACGCAGGAGGGCGUCGCGGAGCGUCGCAAACUCUCCUCAAGGCAAUACUGGAAUUACUCCUGGGGCGGCUGGAUUGAAGUCGCGAAGAGCCUCCGUAGCGACUGAUAGACCAUCCCAUCUAGCUCAGAAUAGUAUUCCUGGUGAAGGAAUGGACAGACAACGAUCACCAAGAGGAAGCAUAGUACCGAAUAUUGCAUUGAACGUUGAAGAUAAUGAAGAACCAACUGGUAGAAGAUUUCUCCCAGACCCGGAGCUGUGUGUAUCGACACGAGGCUUACUUCCGGAUUCUAACCGAAGCCCGAGGAAUUCUCUCGUUCCCGAAGAAUAUUGUAGAAGUCCUCGAGGUUCCUUAGUUCCCGAUGUUGCCCGAAGUCCCAGGAAUAGUUUGCUACCAGACGGCUCGCGGAGUCCAAGGCAUUCACUCAUGCCGGAUGGAGCACAAAGUCCUCGAAAUCCAUAUGGUCCAGACGGAUCCUUUAACCGAAGUCCUCGGGGCAGUCUGGUGCCAGGAGCAGUAACAGGAGUGUCAAGAAAUAGUCUCAUGCCUGAAAAUAGGGACAUUAGGAGCUCGCGGCACUCCCUAGUACCAGAGACCUCGAGAAGUCCACGCGGUAGCAUCGCGAAUAUCGAAUUCGAUAGGACACCCAGAGGCUCCAUAUGUCCAGACAUGUCGAGAUCACCGAGAGGCAGCAUUGUCCCACCCAUUGACCUGGAUAGAACACCACGAGGAUCGAUAUGUCCUGAUAUAUCUUCGAAUAGGUCACCAAGAGGAUCCAUUUCUUCGGAGUAUCAUAAUCCAAGUCCAAGGGGUUCUAUUAUGCCCGAGCCUAAUAAAUCUCCCCGCGGUUCAAUCGCUCCUGAUCCGAAUCGCUCACCGAGAGGAUCUAUAUGUCCAGAGGGUGGACGUAGCCCACGAGGCUCAAUUGCGCCUUUCGAAGGUGUCAAUAGAUCGCCCAGAGGAUCCAUAGGUGUCCCAGAUUUUGAUAGAAAUCCUCGGGGGUCCAUUGGAGAACAGGAAGGCAUCAAUCGUAGUCCAAGGGGUAGCAUUGGUCCUGAUAUUGAUCGGAGUCCUAGGGGCAGUCUCGGAGGGUACGAGAAGCGCCAUCAUCGAGGAAACAAUCUUGCACCUCAAGAACCCAGGAGAGCCUCCGCUGAUCAAGGAUUAGCAACCAAUCGCAGUAGCUCUCCGUAUCGCCAGAGGGAUGGAAAUUCGAGUAGUGUGAGAUCUGGUGGAAAUCAGAAUGCUCAGGCCAACCUUGGAUACGGGACGAAUGCAUGGGCAGAAUCUAGACGAGCCAGUAGUUCGGUGUCCCAGUUUUCAGGUGACGAGUCUCGGAGAUUAUGUAUGAGGAGUGUAGCGUCGACCGAAAAAGGAGCAUGUAGUACUAGUCUGGGAGUUGCCACAUAUGGUUCACUCGUCUUUCAACUGAAGGAAUCCCACAGGGAGGCGAAUGGGACCUGUGACUUUGUGUUGAAGGCCAUGAGGGUAGUCAGCAAAACGAUGGUGGUGACAAUUUGCCUCGUGUGUCUCUCCACGGUGCCUCUCCUGAUGCUCAUUAUGGGUUUGCAAUACAUAAAGGACUGUCCAAAGGAGCCACACAUACCAGUCUAUAUGAUAGUAGGAGGCACACUGGGUAGUGUAAGGAUGUUCUGGGCGUUAUACUCUCAGAUACGCUCUCGACGUCUUGAGAACACCAUCACACCCCACGAGAACUCCAAUAUAUCACCGAUGCAAUUGGUUUCCAUAACUCUCACGGUCUUCCUAAGCGGCUGGUUCGCAUUAGGUAAUUAUUGGAUUCUGAGGAUCAAAUGGCCGGAGUAUACAUCGACCAUGUUCGAGCCAGAUCGGUGGUGUCACAAAACACUAUAUGUGUUUGCAAUCGUUCAUCUGGGAAUCGUAUACGCUGCUAUUGGAAUGUCUAUCGUCACUGCUAUAGGAUUAGCCAUUUGCAGAGUGCUUGCCUGUCCUUGGUUUGAAAGAUACAAAUAACCACGGCGAUCUACUCGUCUGAAGGAAUAUCUUGGUGAACAUAUUACAACUGGGGGCUCUGCAAGGCGCCAAAAGCGGGUGUCUCUGGACAGCAAAAUUCUCGAAGAAGUCAACGAAGAUGAUGAA